Molecule: messenger RNA, 1446 nt
Organism: Purpureocillium lilacinum
Lineage: Eukaryota; Fungi; Ascomycota; Sordariomycetes; Hypocreales; Ophiocordycipitaceae
Source: RefSeq, a predicted model, not a curated record
AUGGCGCCAAUCAGCAGUACCUUGGUCGCUGUCGCUGCAUUGAGCAGCCAAGCGUUGGCAGCCAACUACUACGUGGACUGUUCGCAGUCAUCUGCCGGGUCUGGAACCCAGAGCAGUCCAUGGAACAGCGUCGCGCAGGUGAACUCGCCAACGUUCGCGGCGGGUGACGUGAUUUCGAUCAAGGCCGGUACAACUUGUAAGGGGACGCUGUCGCCCAAAGGAAGUGGCACUGCAUCGUCCUCGAUCAAGCUGACCAGCUACGGCUCUGGAAGCAAUCCCAUAAUCGACGGCAAUGGCGCAACUGCAGCAAUCACGCUGGCCAACCAAGACUAUUGGAGCAUUUCCAAGCUGUCCGUCACCAAUGCAGCCUCCGCUCUGGCGGCCAGGCAAGGCAUUCAUGCCACUUCCAGCGAUGGGAGGACACACAAGGGGAUCACCAUCGACGGCAAUACUGUCUACAAUGUUGCGGGCCAGACCGACAAGGCCAAACACUCUGCGGAUUUCGUCCUCUCUGCUGGUAUCCUCGUGGAUGUGGCCAACAAGGGCAGUCGCUACGAUGACGUACUGGUCCAAAACAAUAACGUCCAUGACUGUGGAGGCGGCGGCAUCAAGGUGAGAGUGGGCGAGAUGACGAAUUUGGGCCAGAAGCCCCAUGUCACCAAAAACAACAUUGAUGCCUGCGGCGGCGACGGGAUCCUCAUCUCCUUCGGCAACGAGCCUCUCAUUGACUAUAACAUCGCUAGCAACCUCGGGACCGGAGCCUACCCUUGGACUGGUGGUAACUUUGCUGGCAUGUGGGUUCUAGGCGACCAUAACCCCGUCAUUUCGCACAAUGUCGUCUAUGGAAGCAUCAUGUCCGACUUCGAUAGCGAGGCUUUUGACUGCGACUGGGGCAACACAGGCAACUGCACUAUUGAGUAUAACUUCAGCCGCAACAAUGCCGGCGGUGCUUUCCUGAACUGCGACGGCUGCGGAACGUCUGGCGGCGCCAACCAGAUCGUGCGGUAUAAUAUUUUCGAGAAUGACUGCCGCAUGAUCAGCAACGGCAACAAGCCCACGCUCUACUUUUACCAGAACGUCAUGUAUUGCGCGGGUAAGAACUUUGAGAUCCAAGUUCCCCCCACGACACACUUCACAAACAACAUUUUUGUCGGUAACAACAACUCCUCGCUGCCCGCUCGCAGCGGGAUUAGCUGGGAGUGGAAUGUCUUCCAGGAUGUCAGUCGUCCAACCAACAACGGGAUCGCCGGUGACCCCGUUUUCGUCGACCCAGGAAAGGGAGGCAAGACUCUGGACUCGGUGGACGGCUACCAGCUCAAGAAGUCAUCGCCGGCCCUGCACAACGGUGCUGUAAUUGCCGACAAUGGCGGAAGGGACUAUUACGGAAACCCCGUCUCGGCUACGGAGAAGCCAAAUCGCGGUGCCUAUGAGGGGUCAGGCAUUUAA